Saccharomyces cerevisiae S288C is the source of this 2217-nucleotide messenger RNA. RefSeq names its product serine/threonine protein kinase regulatory subunit ATG13 (gene ATG13). The record is from RefSeq and is marked reviewed. The transcript has a single exon. Gene Ontology annotation, biological process: autophagosome assembly; autophagy of mitochondrion; macroautophagy. The coding region runs from base 1 to 2217 and encodes 738 amino acids. Lineage: Eukaryota; Fungi; Ascomycota; Saccharomycetes; Saccharomycetales; Saccharomycetaceae. Gene Ontology annotation, cellular component: Atg1/ULK1 kinase complex; phagophore assembly site; cytoplasm.
AUGGUUGCCGAAGAGGACAUCGAGAAGCAAGUCCUUCAAUUGAUAGACAGCUUUUUUCUGAAGACUACACUACUAAUAUGCUCCACCGAAUCAAGUCGAUACCAGUCUUCUACAGAAAAUAUAUUCCUAUUUGACGACACAUGGUUUGAAGAUCACUCAGAAUUAGUGAGUGAGCUACCCGAGAUAAUAUCAAAAUGGUCUCACUACGAUGGUCGAAAAGAGUUGCCACCCUUAGUGGUAGAGACAUAUUUGGAUUUAAGACAGUUAAACUCGUCUCAUUUAGUUAGAUUAAAGGACCACGAAGGCCAUUUGUGGAACGUUUGCAAAGGAACUAAGAAGCAGGAAAUCGUGAUGGAACGUUGGCUUAUCGAAUUAGAUAAUUCAUCCCCAACUUUCAAAUCAUACAGUGAAGAUGAGACUGAUGUUAAUGAACUUUCUAAACAGCUAGUCCUUCUCUUCCGUUAUUUGUUGACUUUAAUACAGUUACUACCCACAACAGAAUUAUACCAAUUAUUAAUAAAGUCUUAUAACGGCCCGCAAAAUGAAGGAAGUUCCAAUCCAAUAACUUCCACGGGCCCACUAGUAAGUAUCCGGACGUGUGUCCUUGACGGAUCUAAACCAAUUUUAUCGAAGGGGAGAAUAGGGUUGAGCAAACCGAUUAUUAAUACAUAUUCCAAUGCGCUUAACGAAUCAAACCUGCCAGCCCAUUUAGAUCAAAAGAAGAUCACACCUGUAUGGACAAAGUUUGGACUCUUAAGAGUCUCGGUAUCAUACAGACGUGAUUGGAAGUUUGAAAUUAACAAUACAAACGACGAAUUAUUUUCAGCUCGACAUGCAUCUGUCUCACAUAACUCACAAGGACCCCAGAAUCAGCCAGAACAAGAAGGACAAAGUGAUCAAGACAUAGGGAAACGCCAACCACAAUUUCAACAGCAGCAGCAGCCCCAACAGCAGCAGCAGCAGCAGCAACAGCAACAGAGACAACACCAGGUCCAGACACAACAACAAAGACAGAUACCUGAUAGGAGAUCUCUUUCACUUUCUCCUUGUACAAGAGCCAAUUCUUUUGAACCACAAUCUUGGCAGAAGAAAGUCUAUCCAAUAUCGAGACCUGUUCAACCAUUUAAAGUUGGUUCAAUUGGAAGUCAAAGUGCGAGCAGAAAUCCCUCUAAUUCAUCGUUUUUCAACCAACCACCUGUUCAUAGGCCAAGUAUGAGCUCCAACUACGGGCCACAAAUGAAUAUUGAAGGUACCAGUGUUGGAAGCACCUCAAAGUAUUCCUCCUCCUUUGGGAACAUUCGUCGUCACUCAAGUGUAAAGACGACAGAGAAUGCUGAAAAAGUAUCAAAAGCUGUAAAGAGCCCACUACAACCUCAAGAAUCACAAGAAGAUUUAAUGGAUUUUGUUAAAUUACUCGAAGAAAAACCCGAUCUAACUAUAAAGAAGACAAGUGGAAAUAAUCCACCCAAUAUCAAUAUUUCUGAUUCUCUAAUCAGAUAUCAGAAUUUGAAGCCAAGUAAUGACUUAUUAAGUGAAGAUUUAUCCGUAAGUUUAUCCAUGGAUCCAAAUCAUACAUAUCACAGAGGCAGAUCAGAUUCCCACUCACCAUUGCCUUCAAUAUCCCCUUCGAUGCAUUAUGGAUCGUUGAACUCGAGAAUGUCUCAAGGCGCCAAUGCAAGCCAUUUGAUUGCAAGAGGCGGUGGGAAUUCAUCUACUAGUGCCUUGAAUAGUAGAAGGAAUUCUUUAGAUAAGAGCUCAAACAAGCAGGGUAUGUCAGGCUUACCUCCUAUUUUUGGUGGAGAGAGUACUUCAUAUCACCACGACAACAAAAUACAAAAGUACAACCAAUUAGGAGUAGAAGAAGAUGAUGAUGACGAGAAUGACCGUUUGCUCAACCAAAUGGGAAACAGUGCUACAAAAUUCAAAAGUUCAAUAUCUCCAAGAUCAAUUGAUAGCAUUUCAAGUUCUUUCAUAAAAAGUAGGAUACCUAUCAGACAACCAUACCAUUACUCUCAACCAACUACUGCGCCCUUUCAAGCUCAGGCGAAAUUUCAUAAACCUGCAAAUAAGUUAAUCGAUAAUGGUAAUAGGAGUAAUAGUAACAAUAACAAUCAUAAUGGGAAUGAUGCAGUUGGUGUGAUGCAUAAUGACGAGGAUGAUCAAGAUGAUGAUCUAGUAUUUUUCAUGAGUGAUAUGAACCUUUCUAAAGAAGGUUAA